AUUAAAUAAAAAUACUUCCUAUUUUAAAAUAUUUAGAAGAAUACUUUAACAUGGUGCUUAGCGAUCUUAUUGGUAUUUGACAGUAUCGGAACACACACGUUUGUGAUUUUUGUAUACACACGGUAUGAAAUAGUUGACGUACACACAGUCGCAGUGUGUACAUAAAAUUCAAACCCAAAAUUAAGCGGUCGCCACCUGUGGGAUUGGCUUUCCACGUUUAACGUUAUGGGAGAGCAGGCUUUGCGUGUAUUGGCCUGUGGAGACGUGGAAGGAAGAAUUAAUGCUUUAUUCAACCGCGUCAGGACCAUUCAGAAGAAGAGCGGACAGUUUGAUUUGCUGCUCUGUGUUGGAGAUUUCUUUGGCUCGUCUGCGGAGGCUCAAGCAGAGUGGGAAGAGUAUAAAUCGGGCGCUAAGAAAGCCCCCAUCCACACUUAUGUGCUUGGGGCAGCAAGCCAUGAAACGGCCAAGUUUUUCCCCAGUGCGGAUGGAUGCGAGUUGGCUGACAAUAUCAUCUAUCUGGGCCGCAGGGGGAUCUUCACUGGCGCCUCGGGGCUCCAGAUCGCCUACGUGAGCGGGCGGGAAGGCCGGCAGGAGCCCGCGCCGUCCCACUGCUUCUCCCCCAAAGAUCUGUCCGCCCUGGUCGAGCCCCUGGUGUGCAGCUCCAAGUUUAAAGGGGUGGACAUCCUGCUCACGUCUCAGUGGCCUCAUGGUGUCUGGCAGUACGGCAACAACCCUGAAGUGGAUCCAAGGUAUUGUGGCGUGUCCUCUAUCGCCAGCCUGGCGUACCAGCUGAAGCCGCGCUAUCACUUCGCAGGUGUGGAGGGAGUCAACUAUGAGAGGCUGCCUUACAGGAACCACCUGGUCCUCCAGGAGAACGCUCAGCACGUUAGCCGAUUCAUUGCACUCGCUACAGUCAACAAUCUGGCCAAAAAGAAGUAUCUAUAUGCUUUCAACAUCGUUCCCAUGAAGAACAUGGACCCUGCAGAGCUAGUUAAGCAACCCCAGGACGUCACAGAGAACCCUUACAGGAGGCCUGCCAAGGAUGGACAGAAACCCAUCCAUUCAGCAGAGGAGGAGCCAGCGUCUCAGUUUUUCUUUGACCUGAAGAAGAAGCCACAGUAUCAGCACCACCGUCAGCACCAGGGGCAUCGGGGUAACCAUGGCAACCAGGGGGGGCAGGGGUAUCAAGGUCAGGGUCAGGGCCAGGGCCAUCUGGGGGGGCUGGGGGGGCUGGGGGGGCAGGAGCAGGGCAGGAAGAGGCAGUCGGAUGGAGAAGGCUUUCCAGAUGGACGGCAUCAGCAGCAGCCCAAACAGCCACGAAAGCCCCCUCAGCCCACCGGGCCCUGCUGGUUCUGCCUGGCCAGCCCACAGGUGGAGAAACACCUGGUGGUCAGCAUCGGCACACACUGUUAUGUGGCCCUGGCGAAAGGCUGCCUGACUGAAGACCACCUGUUGGUGCUGCCCAUCGGGCACUACCAGUCUGUGGUGGAGCUGGCGUCAGAGGUGGUGGAGGAGCUGGAGAAGUACAAGGGCGCCGUGCGCAAGUUCUACAAGAGCCUCGGCAAGCGCUGCGUGCUCUUCGAGAGGAACUACCGCAGCCAGCACCUCCAGCUGCAGGCAGUCCCAGUGCCGCUGGAUAAAUGUGCCACGGAGGACCUGAAAGAAGCCUUCAUGGUGCAGGCAGAGGAGCAGCAAAUCGAGCUGAUGGAGAUUCCAGAACACACCGAUCUGAAGCAGAUUGCCCCUCCUGGGACUCCGUACUUUUAUGUGGAGCUGGACUCAGGAGAGAAGCUCUUCUACAGGAUUAAGAAGAACUUCCCGCUGCAGUUCGGACGAGAGGUGUUGGCCAGUGAGGCUGUGUUGAACAUCCCAACGCGGGCCGACUGGAAAGACUGUAAAUACACACGAGAGGAAGAGGUGGAGCUGACCAAACAGGUCCGCAGCCAGUUCCAGCUGUUUGACUUCACCAUGGAGGACUGACCGACCGACCGACUGCCCAUCAUCUCACGACACGACAUGACACGGACUCCACCCACUUCGCUCGCUGCCCCGCCCUCGCUUCUUCUCCAACAGGAUCCUGGAGGUCUCCGCUGAGAAAGACUCUCUUUUCUAUUUUUUACUACAGAGGAUUGACCAGUCCAGCGCACACACUGACCUCUGGCACACGUCCUCCCUCGGUGUUGAUCUCUGAGAAAGAGACGUUGCCUGGCCUCAGCCUCUCUCUGAGGUGUUUUACUUCUCUUCAUGACCUUGGGCUGACCUUUCUUCUUUCUCCUCUUUUUUUAUUUUGGUGGGGGUGGGGGGCGUAUUGAGGUAUGCGUGUUCUAUAUUCCCCCAUCUUUCUGCCACCCCCAUCUAUCAAAAAUGAUUUUUCACUGUCCUUGAAUAAAAGACGAUCAGCGUAGAGGAUUGGCCAACACACAAAGGCGGACUUCCUUCUUCUUUCUUCCUCCUUCCUUCUGUCCUUCCUCCCCAUGCCCUACUACUCCCCAUGCCCUACUACAACAAAGUUGACAACACCACCACUCUUGAUGAUUUUAAGCACUUCUGAUUAAAGACACCCAAUUUGGAACAGGCUACGUUCUAUGUUCUAUGCUUCAGUUAAACGGUUCGACAUUUGUGGUUCCACCUGCUGUGGAUCCAGCAAAGGCCCUGAUGACCUUAGUCUUGUGUGUUGGAGUAAAAGAAGGCAGAACGUGUGUGUGUGUGUGUGUGUGCACGCACGUGUGUGUGUAUGUGCGUAUCAAGACUGGGAACCAUUGAGACAUUUCAGUUCUUUAAAAAACCUUUGAAGUUUGCCUACAAGAAGGAUCCAAAAGCUGCCGUCUUCAGAAAACUGGGUGCCAUCUUUACCCAUAUGAGGAAAUCUAGGUGCCAUCUUUGCCCAUAUAAGGAGAUCCGGAUCUCAUCAUUUAGGCAAAGAUGGCAGCUUUGGGUCCUUUUUGUAGGCGAACUUCAGAGAGGUCAGCAGGAUUAUUUUAGACUUCAGAUAGUCGACGGAAAGGGCUGGCGCCUGAACUGUACAGGAUCUGUCAGUGGGUCCUGCCAGUGAGAUGAAUUUCUUAUCUUUCUUUUCUGUUUCUCUUUCUCACUCUCAUUGGGGUUGUUUUUUUUCCAUUUGUUUGUUUUUUAUUGAAUGGGAGAAAAUAAAUGAGGUGGAUUGGAAUCUUUCUGGUUCUUUCAACUCCAGAGUUUCCUGUUUUACAGUGUUUAGGCUACAAGGUCAAAAGGUCGAAUACAGGACUGUUUGGGAUGGGGGGUUGGGGCAUUGAGGUUAGGGCAUUGAGGUGUAGUAGAGUUGUUCUGUCCUUAAUACAGCAAUUUGUCUGAGGAGGAAAUCCGUUUCCCUAAAAAUAAUUGUACUCACUGACAGUCACUACACAAUCAACCAGCCAAUUUUUUUUUUGUCAUUUUUCUAUUCUGGAGGCAGUUGUUUUUAUCAGGCUUUUCUUGGUUUUAAACUUACUUUUGAGGUGUCGGCAUUCACAUCCUUUUUGUUGUUUAGUAAGACUGUAUAAGGGUUUUGUACAUUUUCUUCAUUAAAACACCUCUUUGAAUGUACUGUA
This is a messenger RNA of Sardina pilchardus (European sardine), 3566 nucleotides long. RefSeq names its product CWF19 like cell cycle control factor 1 (gene cwf19l1). The transcript is spliced from 15 exons. NCBI's taxonomy places the organism in Eukaryota, Metazoa, Chordata, Actinopteri, Clupeiformes, Clupeidae. Gene Ontology annotation, biological process: mRNA splicing, via spliceosome. The record is from RefSeq and is a predicted model, not a curated record. Gene Ontology annotation, cellular component: post-mRNA release spliceosomal complex. Gene Ontology annotation, molecular function: RNA lariat debranching enzyme activator activity. The coding region runs from base 226 to 1980 and encodes 584 amino acids.